AGGGCCAGGAGGAGAUGCUUUUAAAAAACCUUCACUCUCCCAUCACGAUCACCUCACUCAAUAAAAGAAAACUUUCUGGGGGAGGAUCGGCCGUGCUCCCGGGGCAGCAUGGCGGCUUGUGGCGUUCAGCUUGUGUACAGUGAUCGCAUCAUCCAAGAUCAAGGGGCUUUAUGAUCCUGAGAUCUCACUCGCCGCACUUUCUGCAGACUUUACUCGCGCCACACUAUAUAUAAGUAUCAAGCAACAAGUUGGAUGGAAGGCACGAUGCAGGCUAACGCCGGGCUGCUGUGGGUUGUUGUGAGUAUAGUUGUGCAAAGUGUAAGCUCCAAGGAGAAUAAUCUCCGAGACACGGGACACUGUGAACUUCCCAAGUCGCAAAGGGAAAUGAAUUCGUUCCUCUGGACGGUCCGACGGGAGCCCCCCGCUUAUUUAUUUGGGACCAUUCACGUGCCCUACACCAGGGUCUGGGAUUUCGUGGCUGACAACUGCAAAAGGCCUUCCAGUACAGCAAUAGCGUGUACUUUCGAGCUGGACCUCACCGACCCCUACACCAUUUCGGCCCUCACCAGCUGUCAGAUGCUGCCCCACGGCGAGAACCUUCAGGAUGUCCUGCCCCGGGACCUGUACAGGAGGCUCAAGCGGCACCUGGAUUACGUGAAGGUGAUGAUGCCUCUGUGGAUGACCCCGGACCAGAGGGGCAAGGGCUUGUACGCGGAUUACCUGUUCAACGCCAUCGCCGGCAACUGGGAGAGGAAGCGGCCGGUGUGGGUGAUGCUGAUGGUGAACUCGCUCACCGAGGCGGACAUCAGGUCCAGAGGGGUCCCGGUGCUCGACCUCUACCUGGCUCAGGAGGCCGAGAGGAUGAAGAAGAGGACGGGGGCGGUGGAGCGGGUGGAGGAGCAGUGCCACCCGCUGAAUGGCCUCAAUUUCUCCCAGGUUCUCUUUGCUUUAAACCAAACUCUUCUGCAACAUGAGAGUCUCCGAGCAGGCAGCUUGCAGGCCCCUUACACAACAGAGGACCUCAUCAAGCACUACAACUGUGGGGACUUGAAUGCUGUCAUCUUCAAUCACGACACAUCUCAACUGCCUAACUUUAUCAACACCACCCUCCCGCCGCAUGAGCAGGUGACAGCUCAGGAGAUAGACAACUAUUUUCGCCAGGAGUUAAUCUACAAGAGGAAUGAAAGAAUGGGCAAAAGGGUGACAGAACUUCUGGAGGCAAACCCAGAUAAAAGCUUUUUCUUUGCAUUUGGAGCAGGUCAUUUUCUUGGGAACAACACCGUGAUUGAUGUCCUCAGGCAAGCAGGCUAUGAAGUUGAGCACACUCCUGCAGGACAGCCAUUUGAACAGAUAAGGACACAGAAGACUGGCUCGUCUUCAGGCAGUUCAUCACUUCCAUCAACUUCUUACACUUCCACUGAUGAAUCAUUAGAAGAUUCCUUGCCAGUUCCUUCCCUUUCUUCUCCAACUGUUGACUUAGAUGAUGACAUAAUUUCUCCACACCUCCUGAUGCCCGACAGCCUUAGUCAACUGGAAGAAUUUGGCCGCCAAAAGAAGCGGCAGAAGAAGCUGCCCAAACAGCAGAGGCAACGGCAGUUCAGCGAUCUGUGGGUUCGCAUUGAAGAGAGUACAACUGUUGUGCCAUCCAAUAUCAGAAUUAUCAACGGCUAUAUCACAGUGGAACCUGCACAUGAACCAUCACAUCAACAGAAGCAGCAUCCCAUCCUCAACUCUGCUGCAGCAGCCACAGUCCCAUCAGCAACUGCACUCCUCUCUGGGGUGGCCUGCUUAAUCUGGAGUCUGUUGUGGCCCUCCUGACCCCCUGAACAUAUCUUGACCCACAACUUGUUCUUUCAAUUUAAGAGGAGAAAACCUCUCAUGAGAUUUCUGACGUUAGAUGAUGGAGCUUCUCGCAGUUACACAUAGGAAGUGCCUUUGCCCUCAGCUCGGCAGACCCUCAAGACCUAGUUGCAUCAGGUCCAUCAGGUUCUCUGUGAUGACACAGGAGAGAGUAAAAUGAGAUUCUGAAGCUUGGACAGCCACAACGUGACAGCAUCUUCUUUUUGUAGAAGGAUAUUUUUCCCAUGGUGCUAUGGGGCAUUGUAAAUUUACUUUUCAAAGUUUAUUUGUUCACAUGAAUAAUUUAUAUUUAUUCCCCUUCAAACAUUAAGUUUUUGUUGUGUAUGACUCCAUAAUAUUUGAGAAAUUCAAAGUUUUACCAUAGUCUAACCAGAUAAGAUAAAUUUUCUACCAAAGGUCACCUAUCAGAUGGGAAAUGUAUAAAAGGUGCCUCCUCGCCCCAAUUGCCCUUAAAAGUCUUUAAUGAUCUUAUUGAUUGUUCAUUAUAUCCAGGAGCUCUGAAGACAACUGUUUAGGUUUUGGUACUAAAAACUCCUUUAAUGCAGGGAUUGAUGAAAAAAAACAAUUGGAUGUUUUGCAGCAAAAGCUUAGAUAGUCAAUCCACAGCUAAACCAAAUCCAACAAGUGGUCUGUACUCUGACCCAACUGGAUUUUCAGAUGCAUCACCAAGGUGAGAUCACUCAUGAGCUUCCAUUUUACAGCCAACAAGAGACAUCAAUACUGCCACUUCACCACCCGAAACACCAAUGCUUGUGUAGGACAGUCUGUAAGAAAAACUAUUUCAUUUACUGAGUUGAAUCUGCAUGUAUAAGAAAGAAUGGCUGCACUCAUGCUGGUAUUUUUAAACAUGGUUGAGAACUUCCAUUUAUUUAGCACCUUUGAUCUUUUCAGGAUUUCCUAUGUGAAUUGUCAUCUCUCUUGCUGAACAGAGAACCACAGCGAAUAAUCUAUAUACAGGAAUGGGCCAAUGACAAACACCAAGAUAAACAACUGGUAAAUCUGAUUUUUUGAAUGAUCAGUGCCACUGGGGACACAAAGAACACUUAUGCUCUUCAAAUGAUGCCCUUUAAGUCCUUAGAAAUAGGGAGGUGGGGUUUUGGUUUAAUAUCCUGUUUGAAAGGGGGCAAUGCAGGACUUCCCCAAUACAGCAAAAAUACCUGCCUAGAUUCUGUAUUCAGGGUUGUUUUGAGGCUAGAAUCCUUGAGUAGACCAACUAACUCAUAAGCCACCUUCUGCUGAUUCUAGUAAUUCUGAGGAUAAAUGCAUAUGCCAGUUGUGAUACAAUGCUGCAGGAACCCUAAGAGCCAAAGUUUGGUCUAAGCUGACUGUAAUCGAGAUACCUGGAGACACCUGUGAGACAAAGAUGAAGAAGUUGCUCAAGCUUGCUGGUGGCAUCCAGUAAACCCUGCUGGAGAGUGCCUACAAGCUAUAUCAGGCUAAGGUUAGGUAGUAUUUAGAUUCACAGGUGUAGAAUCGUAUGAGGGAGGUAUCAGAGAGAAGGGGGUUCGUGUGAAAACAUUGCUCAACCUGACCCUGUUGAGCAUCUUUAGAAGUGGCCUACCUAGAAUAUUAGGCCCACCCAAUGGUUUGCUCCACAAAUGUGCAGAGGGGAAAAUCACCCACCCCCCCCCCCCCACCACACCCACCCAGAUUAGAAACACCAUUACUGGGAUCGUCAGUGACCAGCACCUACGGAGACACAUCAGUAGAUCUAGCUUACCUAGCCUAGUCCAAUCUGCCUCACAUGCCAGAGAGGAGCUCCAACCUAUUCUGCCUGUACACCAAGAGAACUGGAGGGCAAGAAAUGAAUUCCUGCUCUAAAGUCAGUCAUUCUGCCUUCAGUAAAAACAAUUCAAUCUCUUCCUCAAUCAGCUUAGCUCCGUUAAUGACUAGGCCCUACGAAAAGGCUAAGUAUAGUGUUACAGAGGUCUGUCAAGGGUGCAAAUCACUGAGCUAGUCUGGAAUUCUCCCUGAUGCAAUCCCUUAAUAAUGAAGACUGAUGGAGUACCCACUCUUAGAAGAACCUAAAUGGAAUAGCCAAUCCCAACAAACAGGUUAUGACUCCACCAGGAGUCGGAAACUCCACAGGAAAUUUCGGCCUUUUUAAAUCGAGUCUGAAAAUAAUGCCUGGCCAUUUUAAUGGCAUUACUUGCAACACUCAACUUGAUCAGAAGAUCUGUCCUUCACAAUCCCUUUAAACACACUCUUCAUACAGCCUAUCCCACCAUUCAGUAGAAUUUCACAUCUCCCAAGUUCACAGGUUGUCCCCUUUCUUCUUUUGUGUGAUAAUUUUCUUACAGAACAUUUUUCAACGGAUGAGUGCAUCUGAUAACUGGCACUUCCAAGUCCAGCAAUGGCACUCCAGUCCAUCAUUAUUUAACCACAUUUAUGUGAAAUGUUUGGAGGAGCCCUCUCCCCAGUUGAACAAAUCCUCAAAUUGAUUUAAAGAUUUUGUGUUGAAUUUCUGUUCUAUUUUACUGCCCAAUUAGUUAAUGAAAAUACUUCCACAUAAUAUAAUGGUGCAGCACUCAGUUUAGGAGACAGCAAGUUAACUUCCUGGGCCUGGCGAAGCCCAUGACAAAGAGCACAAGUGCAUGGCAUGGGCUUGUUCCUCAGAGACCAUUGUCCAGCCAGACAAAUCUCGUAACAGGGCAAUUGCUAUUGACGGGAUGCUGCCACUUACAGCUUACCAUCUCUGCAGACUAAGUUGAACAAAAUAAAAAGGCAGCAGAUAAGAGUCUGCAAUGUGAGCUUGGUGAGUCAGUGUUGGAGAUUUCCCAGUGGAGUACGUCCUGGCUGAGACAAUUUGGCAAAUAAAAACAACUUGAUUUUCCUUCUGCAGAGCAUGCCCUUAAAUCUUGGCUUUGCCUCAAAGAUAAGUCAAUGAGUGCACUGGUUUCAUGCCAGCACCUAUUUGGAAACCAUCCAUUUUCUCCCGUUUCAUUUUCUCUUCUGUUUCCUCAUGUUCUGCACACUGUGCCCCUCACCUUUCAACGUCUUGCUAUUUUGUUUUCCAAUCUUUGAGUGAGAUCAAAAUGCUUUUUCUUUGUACUUUCUCUGUACACGCCAGUCUCUCUAAGUGGGUGGGCAAGCUGAUCUGGCAAUGGUCCUGCGUUACCAGGGAUUGGAAUAAAUAGGAAGAAGCCUUGGGUGGCAAAGUAGGCUCACUGUUGUCAAACCACCACAACUAGAGAACACCCAUGGUACCAGUUCCACACUGAUUUCUAACACUCAGCCAGAAUCUGUCUGCUUGUUUCAGCUUAAAGAGUUAUUGCCCUCAUAACUAAGUAAAAUUUUUAUUCUUGCUUUCUUUUUUGUACAUUAGAUUGAGCAGAUGGCAAGGCAAGAAUUUGCUCAGUUGUGAUUCCUCUGUGCAGUCACUCUCCAUUAGGCUCACCAACAAACAUACCAAUUAGGGGCAGGAGUUGACCACUUGGCAUCACCAGUUAAUAAGAUCAUGGCCAAUCUAAUUAAAACCUCAGCUCUGCAUUCCCAUCUAUCACUUGCUUGUCAAGAAUCUAUCUACCUCUGCCUUAAAAAUAUUUAAAGAUCCUGCUUGCACUGAGCUUUAGGAAGACAGUUCCUCAAAAGCCUCUGAGAGAAAUAAAAAUCACCUCAACUGUGUCCGAAAUGUGUGACCCCGUAGUUCUGGAUUUUCCACACAAGAAACAUCCUCUGCAUACCUACCCUGUUAAAAGUCAAGGAUUAUAUAUGUUUCAAUCAAGUCCACACUUCUAAACUCCAGCAGAUAGAAGCCUAGCAUGUCCAAUCAUUCCUCAUUAGACAGCCUACAAUUUCAGGUAUUAGUCUAAUAAAGCUUGGCUGAAAUGCUUCCAACACAUUAACAUUCUUCCUUAGAUGAGCUCAAUACUGUGCCAGAUGUGGUCUCACCAGUGCCCUAUAUAAUCAAAGCAUAACCUCCCUGCUUUUGUAUUCAGUUCUCCCAAUAAAGAAUAGCAUUCCGUUAGCUUUUCUAUUGACAUGCUGUGCCUGUACAUAUUGCCUUAGCCACGAAGAAUGGCUGCUUGAGUGAAGUGCCAGAGUGUUUCUGCAUCCUGGGGAUCCACACUCAACUGAGGUCUGGCACUUUUUGGAAUGACAGGAGGAUUUUCCCACAAAAACAAAAUACAGUUGUACACCACACGUGCCUUUUUCUCUCCUAAAAAGACACAGGCUGUGAUCAUCAUCAUCGUCGAGAUAUUGUGUGUCACUAAGGCAACACAGAUCCUCCGAGUCCCUGUAGCAAAGAUAAAUCAGUACUAAAAACAAAAAACUGUUCAACUGGUCUGACUUUUGCUAAUUGCUUCUUAUGACCAAAUAAGUAUUAGCUAUGGGAGUUGGGCGAUCAAAAUUGUGAUGUGACCAUAGAGUUCCUAAUGAACCUUUAAGUUAUCCAUUAAUGAUAUGAUUGCCAACAGUUCAGAAUUUAAUAUUAAACAAUUUUCAGGAGGAAAGAAAACUAAUGAUGAAGCAAUGCGAGAGCUUUACAUAUUUCAGACUGUCCUAUUUCAGCUUCCUAAACAUCCCUUAGACUAGGGUUCAGCAAGGAAACCCGAGACAUUAACCGCCAGGAGUGGUCAUUUGCUUUGAUUCUGGUGACUUCUAUAGGCGAUAAGUCAUUGCACUUUUCCAUUACUUGUCAUUCUUUAAAGACUUAACAAGGACCAUUACCAAUAUUGAAAUUUAAUGGUAAAGAACAGAUCUGUGCGCUCACCAAACAUAAAGACUAUUAUGAAUUAGUUGGUACGCAUUAAGUUAUUACAGAUACAAAAUAUUUUAUUUUUUUUCAUCUGUUUUGGCAUACUUGUAACAUAUCUUGUCGCUUUUCUCAGCACACUGUUGUAAAAGAUUCUAUUAAUGUUAUUUUUCCAGAAAUAUUAUUUUUUUAGUGUAAUGUAAUGCUGUAUUGUAAUAAAUCAGAAAUAAGUAUUAGAGUACUUGUAACAGCCAAGUCAAAGUUUUGCAGAAAAAAGUCAAGAUGGUGAAAGGAAAUGGAUUGACUCCAUAGUGAGGUGUUAAAGACAGGAUCUUAUAAAUUUAAUUCAAUGCGUUUAUAAAUAUUAUAACUGAUUUAAACAUUUUGUAUUCUUGUAGAAUAUCAGUACAGGAGCUCAUUCAGUAUCUCUUCCCUUUUUAGUUAUCUAUCAAUGGUCCUACUUACAUGGAGAUGUGGUUCAGUAACCUGUUGGAUUCAGGCAGGUUUCUUCUCUGUGCAGUUGUCAGAAGUCCACUAGAUUUACUAUAAUUCCAUUAAUGGACUAUUAUUCAAAUUUGGCUUGAAAGGCAACUUAAUCUGACAGAAAUAUUUUAAAUUAUUUUCUAUUUUAAAAAAAAUCAGACUUAACCUAUUAAAAUUUCUACCCACAGAAGCAGUUUGCAUUUUUUUUCCCAAUUAUAAAAAAAAUCAUGAAUUGGGUGGAGACAUUUGAUGUCCACAUUUUAACAUUAUGAAGUUUGGAAAUUACAUUAUUGGUUGUAUUCAGUGGAAAAAAAAAUCAGGGAUUCAGGCAGACUGAUUCAUUCCAUGUGGAAUGAUAGAUUGAAAUUAACACACUCAUGUAAGCAUGGCCAUAGUUUGCAUUAAUCAUAUGAAUGUAGAAGCAUACCAAACCUGAACAAGAAUUACUUUGUUUACAAUUUUCAUGUGACUGUACUUGUCACAAAAUUGUGAUUUUUUUGGA
This is a messenger RNA of Pristis pectinata (smalltooth sawfish), 7541 nucleotides long. RefSeq names its product metalloprotease TIKI2-like. Gene Ontology annotation, molecular function: Wnt-protein binding; metalloendopeptidase activity. The coding region runs from base 253 to 1818 and encodes 521 amino acids. The transcript is spliced from 7 exons. Gene Ontology annotation, cellular component: organelle membrane. The record is from RefSeq and is a predicted model, not a curated record. NCBI's taxonomy places the organism in Eukaryota, Metazoa, Chordata, Chondrichthyes, Rhinopristiformes, Pristidae. Gene Ontology annotation, biological process: negative regulation of Wnt signaling pathway.